GUGUUGUGUCCCCAUAAACCACAAUGGCUCAGUAUAACUGUUCCUCUCUGGGUCUACCUGCCACCACUCCUGACCAGCUGGGUUGGAAUGCCUCCAAGGGCCCUGGGCAACGUCAGUGCUGAUGACAUGGAGGACAUGUGCCUGAGUCGGAGUCAGUACCUGGAGAAGUUUCUAGGCUUCCGGCGGUCACCCAUGUUCCUGCCUGUCUGCAUUACCUUCCUCAUUAUCUUCAUUGUGGGAGUGUUAGGGAACAUGCUCACCUGCACCGUCAUCCUGCGCAACAAGGUGAUGCGGACGCCAACCAACUACUACCUGUUCAGUCUGGCCGUGUCCGAUUUAUUAGUCCUACUGCUGGGUAUGCCAUUGGAACUCUACGAGAUGUGGAGCAACUACCCAUUCCUGUUCGGUGCUGGCGGCUGCUACUUCAAGACCUUCCUGUUCGAGACGGUCUGCUUUGCGUCCAUCCUCAUUGUAACCGCGCUGAGCGUGGAGCGCUACAUCGCCGUGAUACACCCGCUCAAGGUCAAGCACGUCGCCACUCAUGCCCAUGCCAAGCACGUCAUCCUGACGCUGUGGGCCAUGUCCAUGGCGUGCGCCGUGCCCAACACCAGCCUCCACGGGGUGGCAGUGCUGGGGCCCCGGUUCGGGAGCCAAUUCCCCGAGUCGGCCAUCUGCACGAUUGUGAAGCCCCGGUGGAUGUACAACCUGAUUAUCCAGGUGACCACGCUAGUGUUCUUUCUGCUGCCUAUGCUCACCAUUACCGGGCUGUACCUGCGCAUUGGCCUGCAGUUGAGGAUGAAGAGGGGCAUGCAGGGGGUGGGGGCCGGGCCGGGUUUUGGUCCUGACAGCCACGGCAGCGUCCACAGGCAGCAGCAGACGGCACGCCACCGACAGGUCACCAAAAUGCUAUGUGAGUUUCUCAUCCACUGUCUCUAUAGUACCAGAAUGUCCUGGACAUGUGCAGAUUAUAGACCUACUGUAUAUCUAUAUUCAAUUGUAAUUUAAAACUCUUUCAAUUAGCAAGAUGCUGUGUAAGUCCUCGCCCACUUUCUCUACAGUACCAGAAGGGUUGAGAGGAGAUGUCCCGGAAAUGACAGAUUAUAGACUGAUAUCUCCAUUGAAUUGGGCUUUAAAGCUAUUUUCUGAAGUACAAACUGAAAGAUUUGUUCCUAAACAUGUCCAUUGUUACUUAAAUAUUGCUCUUGCUUUCUGAAGAUGUCCUGGAAAGUGCCAAAUUCUAGACCGAUCUCUUUUGAAUUGGGACUUAUAAUUCUGUGCUGAAAUACAAACCAAAAUAUUUCUAUACAUGUUAAUUGUCACUUAAACAUGUCUUGAUCUCAAUGUCUGCAAAUGUAUUUUCUUCUGUCUGUCUGUCUGCCUGUCUAUCAGCCCGUCCGCUUGCCUGUCUGUCUGCUUCUCUGUCUGUCUGAGUGCCUACCUGCCCCUCUGUCCGUCUGUCUGCUUGCCUGUUUGUCCGUCUGUCUGUCUUUCUGUCCAUCCAUCCGUCCAUCUAACUGUCCAUCUUUCCACCAGGCGUACUGGUGAUCGUCUUCGGCAUCUGCUGGGCUCCUUUCCACAUUGACCGCCUCAUGUGGAGCUUCAUAAACUCCUGGACUGGCCACCACCACCUGGUCUUCGAGUACGUCCACAUCGUCUCCGGGGUCUUCUUCUACCUCAGCUCGGCGGUCAACCCCAUCCUCUACAGCCUCAUGUCAACCCGCUUCCGGGAAAUGUUCCGGCAGGUCACGUGUCGCUUCGGCCCAUGCAGCGGUCACUUGCGCCGGCUGACCUUCCGUAGCACCCAACUGACCCUACGUAGUACCGUCAAUGAGAAACCGCAACACAAUGGGAGAAUCACCCCAGACAGAGAGGAGCAGAACGUGUACGUAGACUCCCACAACCAGCCUGUAUAUGCCAAUACAAGCCCAGAUUAG
Molecule: messenger RNA, 1934 nt
Organism: Coregonus sp. 'balchen'
Lineage: Eukaryota; Metazoa; Chordata; Actinopteri; Salmoniformes; Salmonidae
Source: the annotation of a GenBank genome assembly